Molecule: messenger RNA, 1837 nt
Organism: Hibiscus syriacus
Lineage: Eukaryota; Viridiplantae; Streptophyta; Magnoliopsida; Malvales; Malvaceae
Product: WRKY transcription factor 72B-like
Exons: 4
Coding region: 84-1745 (553 amino acids)
Biological process (GO): regulation of DNA-templated transcription
Molecular function (GO): DNA-binding transcription factor activity; sequence-specific DNA binding
Source: RefSeq, a predicted model, not a curated record
GAAACUUUGUUUUUUUUAAUAUAUUUCAUGUUGUUAAUUUUGAUCAGGUAGGAGAUAAUACACCAUACUUUGAGAAUGAUGAUAUGAAGCCAUCUUCCCCAGGGAAAAAGGAUUUAAGCAGCAGCAACAACAAGGUGUCUGUAAAAUCUGAUACUGCAAGAACAGAAGCUGAGUACUCCAUGGCAUCUUCUUCAACUCGAAAGGAUCAGGACGAUCAGCUUGAAUCAGCCAAAGUCCAUAUGGGAGAGGUGAGAGAAGAAAAUCAAAGACUAAAGAUGUAUUUAAAGAGGAUGAUGAAGGAUUAUGAGGAGCUAAAAAUGCAAUUCUACAACGUCGUUGGACAAGAUUCAAAGAAAACCCUAGCAACACCAAAUAUAGACCACCAAGAACAACAAGCCGAAGAAGAAGGAAAAGAAGAACCCGAGCUUGUUUCCCUUACACUGGGAAGAUUUUCAUGUGAUUCGAAAAGGGAUGAUAAGGGAAAAGCAUGUAGCAGCAGCCAUGGAAAGGAGGAGGAGAGAGGCAAUGAAGGUUUAUCUCUCUCCUUGGAUAAAAAAUUUGAAGCUUCCAAUAUGUCCGAGGUUGACGAUGAACCUCUGCCGAAUCCGAGCCCGGUGAACACUUCUCAAGAACCCAAGGAAGAAGAAACAUGGCCGCCGAGCAAAGCUCUCAAGACAACCAAAAGUGGAGGAGACGAUGAAGUCUUGCAACAAAAUCCAGCCAAGAGAACUAGGGUCUCCGUCAGAACCAGAUGCGACACUGCCACCAUGAAUGAUGGAUGCCAAUGGCGGAAAUAUGGACAGAAGAUUGCUAAAGGAAACCCUUGUCCUCGAGCAUAUUACCGUUGCACGGUUGCACCUUCCUGUCCCGUGAGGAAACAGGUUCAAAGAUGUGUCGAAGACAGGUCGAUCUUAAUCACAACAUAUGAAGGAAAUCACAAUCAUCCACUUCCAAUGUCGGCCACCGCAAUGGCUUCCACCACCUGUGCGGCAGCUUCGAUGAUAUCGGCCGGUUCGACAUUGUCGGCCGGUUCCAACGUUCCGUUAUCAACUUCCUCACACCCCGCCCUCCAUGGACUCAACGUUUACCUAUCCGAUAACUCGAAAUCGAAGUUCUACUGGCCCAACACUUCACUAUCGUCCGCCUUGUCGCACCCCACGAUCACUCUCGACCUUACUUCAACACCAUCAUCGUUUCCUUUCAAUAGAUUCUAUUCGGCUUACCCCACCACGUCGAGAUACAACACUCCGACGACGAGUCUCAGCUUCGGCUCUUCGGAACCGAACAUGGUGUCUUGGGGCAGCGGGCUCCUUACCUACUGUGGAAGUAGUACUCAACGUCAACAACAACCCUACAUGAAAUCCCACGACGGAGCUCUCAACAUGACCGGAAGAGUACCGCAGCCGACGAUCGAGAAUAGCAUAUAUCAAUCUUUCAUCCAAAAGAAUCAUCAUCAACGUCAACCUCAGCAGCCAUUACCGGAUACUAUUGCGGCUGCGACCAAAGCGAUCACGACAGACCCCAAUUUCCAAUCUGCAUUAGCUGUGGCUCUCGCGUCGGUCAUCGGAGCGGGCAAUAAUGGAGGUGGAAGUAUUGGAUGUGGGUCUAGCUUCUUCAACAAAGCCCCUUCCACUGGUUCGCAGCCAGGGAGUUCGAUAUUUCUACCACCUACAGCUGCUUUGCCAUUUUCAACGCCAAAGAGUGCUUCCACGUCUCCUAGUGAUACUGAAAACCACAGCUACUGACUUUUGUUUUUAAAUAUUGAUUUGUAAUUAGAAACGGUGUUUAUUCAUUUAGUCUUGAUUGGCAUGUAAUGCUUAAUAAUAUGAAGUUUGAA